AUGCGAGUAUGGAUAGCGUCGUUGAUAUUCUAUGUAUUUGUAUUCGCUGUUUGCGAAGCCCUCCGUACGACCAUUGUUUGUGUUCUGCCAAAGCGGCUCUCGGCCGAAUUGCUUCUUGAGUUUGUCGGUACACUUCAAAUUUGCACACCAAUGUUCGACGUGAACACGGUGCUCGACACCUACGGCCUGUUCGGCGUGUUCAUCGAGAUCACCGUCAUCGAACUCGCCAACUGCUACUUCCAGCGGGACGCGAUCGCCAAUCCGUGUCCGAUCAACGAGGUUCUGUUUCCGGUGACGUCGUGCUACCGGCGAUCGAAGGCCAUUCGACGUGCCAUCUACUUGUUCCUGACGCAGAUGUCAGCCGCCUACGUCUCGUUCUUCAUCGCUCGGUCGUUCUGGAGGCUCGGCAUACAUCCGAUCCACUUGGAACUUCUUGCUGCUGAGCACUGUACAGCCGAUCUUACGACAGCGGUGACUAUCGGAUGUCUCAUUGAGGGCGGAGCUACAUUUUUAGGUAGAGCUUUCGACAAAUUUGCUGGCGAAAACUUCGAGGACAUGUGGGUGUGCAACAUCGUGUCGUGUGUCUUCAGCGGAUUCAUCUGUGCUCUGGGAAUAAAUUACACUGGAAUGUACGCCAAUCCUCUGGUAGCAUGGGCUUGUACGUUUAAUUGCGAAGGUCUGACCCAUGUUGGUCAUCUGCUAAUCUACUGGCUUUGUCCACUCAUUGGAUGGUGA
This is a messenger RNA of Angiostrongylus costaricensis, 735 nucleotides long. The record is from the annotation of a GenBank genome assembly. Lineage: Eukaryota; Metazoa; Nematoda; Chromadorea; Rhabditida; Metastrongylidae.